UAAUUGACAUUGGCUAGCGUGAAAUUAAGGCCAAAAGCACAUGCUGCCCACCAAUCAACCCGGACCAACUUAGCCACCACCGUCACUCACCAUCCCCCAAACCUCACCGAUACAACAUGAACCGAUACAACCGGCGAGUCCAAGUCCCCGAUUUACAGCUCCCCAAAUACGACAACGUAGAAGAACGUGUCGAUGGAGAAGAAGGAGACGAUAGUAAUAACAACGGAGUAGCGCGAUUAAUAACAACAGAGAACAAUGUGAGUGACGAUCAAGAACCAUUCAUGGGUGUUAAAGUUCGAAGAAAAGCAUCUCGUCAUAGAGAUAUUAAAGGGGAUUAUCUUGAUGUUCCUUCUCAUUCUUAUUUGAUGAAGAUUUUGCAGAAGCAAGGUGACAAGCAGGUCCUCUUUGCCGAUAAAGUUUUGAAAUUCACAGGUUCAGGGAAGAUGAAACAACGCAUAUUGUUAAUAACUGACUUUGCCAUUUACAUUAUUGACCCAGAGAUUAAUGCUCUUAAACGACGGAUAGCUCUGGCAGCUGUAGAAAAGAUAUGUUUGAGUGAAUUGAGUGAUAAUUUCUUUGCAAUUAUUAUUCCAACAGAGUAUGAUCUUCUUAUGGCCAGUACUCGAAAGACUGAAAUAGUUACUGUGUUAGUUGAAGCUACCAGGAGCGCUUCUGACUAUGAACUUGAGGUGGCUUUUUCCAAUAGCUUUGAGUACAAUGCGGAUGCUGAAUUGGUAAAAGUAAUUGAGUUUGAGGAAGUUGAAGGUGGUGUAAAAACCAGAAUCACAAGGAAGUGAGUAGCAGUCCACGAAUGUUCUUAUAUGUUUAUAAACCAUGCAGGAGAUUCGCACUGUUCAUUGUAAAGUGGGAAGGUUACUGGCCCAUUGCGUUGAGAGGAUCCUCACAGCAUCAGGGUUGCUAUUUUUUUUUAUGUUGAUUUUUUCUGUGUAAUCUCUAUAGUAAAUGAACUAUAAUUUUUUCUUUUUGAAAAUGGUUUCAUUUGUAUGAAAUGAGAUUAUUUUGGAUGUUAAAAAGCAAUAUAAUUUGCGAUAUACAUUGGUACUUCAAA
Molecule: messenger RNA, 1069 nt
Organism: Populus trichocarpa (black cottonwood)
Lineage: Eukaryota; Viridiplantae; Streptophyta; Magnoliopsida; Malpighiales; Salicaceae
Exons: 4
Coding region: 117-797 (226 amino acids)
Cellular component (GO): myosin complex
Molecular function (GO): cytoskeletal motor activity
Source: RefSeq, a predicted model, not a curated record